UGUAAACAUCAUGUUCAUGAAGAUUAAAAUCCAGAUGUCAUCUCAUUACUUUACGCUGCGACAGCCCUGAGCUCAGCAUCUCCUCCAUACAACUCUGCUGCCUAUAAAUACUGAUGAGGACACCUUCAACAUUCAUCAGCUGGCUGACUGACUGAACAGAGAGAUCCAGGAUGAUCAUGAAGAUCCUCGCUGUCUUCGUCCUCGUCUUUCUCACAGGUUGUAAUGGUGGACACCAUGAACACCUAUCCCAAUACCAGGUAGAAAUGGUGCAGGAUGCUUACUGGAAAUAUGUUCAGAAGUCCACGAUGACCUCGGAGGACAGUGUGGAGGACAUCAGAUAUUCGCCUCCAGGACAGUAUCUGUGCUUCCUCAUUUCACAGAGCAUCAACGUCAUCCACACAUUCUUCCGCCUUGUUUACGCUCAUAUAGUUUUGUGGACCACCGACUUUUUCCACAAGCUCUGCCAUGAGGUAGACCACCUUCACCACGAACUGGAGCAUUUUUUGCACCACUUGGAAGAUGACAUACAUUACCAUGCUAAGGAGCUGGCGGCUCAAAUCCGUUGCAAGUUGGAGGAUCUCAAGAAGUGUGCAGCCCACUACAUUGAAGGCUUGGAUUCCAAAGGCCUGAAGAAGGCCCUGAUCCAGAAAUGCCAGGAGCUACACGAGGAUUUGAAUAAGUGCUUUGAACACCUGCACACUCACAAUCAUCAUCAACAUGAUCACCAUCACCAUCAUUAUGGUCACCUUCAUCAUCAACUUGAUCACCAUCAUUAUGGUCACCAUCACCACGGUCACAAACCUCCUGGUCAUAAACAUCCUGGCCACCAUCAUCAUGGUCACAAUCAUCCUGGUCAGAAACCUCCUGGUCACAAUCAUCCUGGCCACCAUCACCAUCAUCAUCAUGGUCACCAUCUUCCUGGUCAGAAACCUCCUGGCCACCAUCAUCAUGGUCACAAUCAUCCUAGCCACCAUCACCAUCAUCAUCAUGGCCAUCACCAUCAUGGUCACCAUCUUCCUGGUCAGAAACCUCCUGGUCACAAACAUCCUGGCCACCAUCAUCAUGGGCAUAAAGAUGGAACCGACAUGAAGAAGAAAGUUGAUGAAAGCAUGGAGGGCUUUAAGGCCACUUUGUUCUCCCUGGUCCAUAGCUUUGAGAUUAAACUUGCCCAGACAACUAAUGAGAUCAAUAAAAAAAUUGUUCCACAUAGAAGGAGACACGGGGCUAAGCUUGUUCAAAACUCAGAUCACCUGAAGGACGACCUGGAGUCUAUAUGGAAUGACUGGAUGUCCUUCAGUCAGAAAAAGACCCACUGAACGGAUUUGAAGACAGCUUUGUCUAAUGGUUGUUAGUAAAAUAAACACUUAAAUCUGUACAAUACUGAGGAGGCAGCAUCUAGUUUUUCAGUUUUAUACUAAAACAUGUUGAUGGAGACCUAUUUUUCUGACACGAGAUGAUUUGCUGAAUUGUUAAUAAAAUGUCUCUAAUAUUUUAUUGAUCAA
Girardinichthys multiradiatus is the source of this 1502-nucleotide messenger RNA. Its product is annotated as histidine-rich glycoprotein-like. The record is from RefSeq and is a predicted model, not a curated record. Lineage: Eukaryota; Metazoa; Chordata; Actinopteri; Cyprinodontiformes; Goodeidae. The transcript has 4 exons. The coding region runs from base 171 to 1316 and encodes 381 amino acids.